This is a messenger RNA of Ochlerotatus camptorhynchus, 783 nucleotides long. Its product is annotated as ferritin light chain-like. The transcript has 2 exons. Gene Ontology annotation, biological process: iron ion transport; intracellular iron ion homeostasis. Gene Ontology annotation, cellular component: cytoplasm. Gene Ontology annotation, molecular function: ferric iron binding; ferrous iron binding. The record is from RefSeq and is a predicted model, not a curated record. NCBI's taxonomy places the organism in Eukaryota, Metazoa, Arthropoda, Insecta, Diptera, Culicidae. The coding region runs from base 103 to 774 and encodes 223 amino acids.
CAUUAAUAAGCACUUGUCCGUUCAACCUAGUUUCUCAUUUCACUGCACGAGUUAGUACGGGCUGGAUAGAGUUUGAACAACGACGGCGACAGUGACAGUGAAAUGGUGCUCUUUGUUGCUACGGUCACGCUAGCUGCGCUUCUAGCCACGGCUGCCAAUGCUGCCCAAUCGGAUCAGUUCUGCAUGGCGGACACCAAAAAAUGUACAUCCCGCUUCUCCGGCUUCAAAUACGUAACAUCCGAAAUAACCGAUCUCACCACCCAGCUGCUGGAUCAAUCGUUCGACUUCCUGUUCCUAUCGACGGCCUUCAACCAGCACCACAAGGAUCGUCCCGGCUUCGAGAAGCUCUACCGCAACGUUGCCGACCAGGCCUGGGCCGACACGAUGGCCCUGAUGAAGUAUCAAAGCAAGCGUGGCUUUCGGGCAGCGCUCAAUCCGGCCUACAAGCAGACGAGCAGUGAACUGCGGUUGCUGGGCGAUCCGAGGGUCGCCGAAGAGCUCAGCUCCCUCAAGAUGGCCAUGGAGUACGAGAAGCUGGUAGCCGAGGUGGCGCACGGCAUUCACAAGAAGAGUUCCGUUGCCCACCAGCACCCGGCGCAGUACGAUCCGGACGUGGCGCACUUCUUCGACGAGCAGAUCGUCAAGGGACGAAGCGAUUCGGUCCGGAAGUUCACCGGAUACAUCCAUUUGUUGAACGGGAUUUUGAACGACGAUGCCCACACCCGGGACAUGGGAUUGCACCUGUUCGAUCAAUAUCUGAAGACGGUCGAGUGAGUGGAGAAC